AAAAACCUACCCCUAUUCUAUCGCCCUGCACUGUAACAAAUCUUUUUUCACAACUGUCAUCUACGCAGCUCCAGAAGGAGGUAAACAAAAAGGAACAGGAAGCGGCCAAUAUAACCUCUCAGCUUCGCAGUGUACCGUACCAAAUACAAUCGAACAAGAAGGAUUCAAAGUUAAAUAAAAAGCGGAGGAAAUAAGCAAAAUGCAAUAUUGUCAUUUGGUUGUACUUUGUCUGGUCAGUCUGUCGCUGAUUCAAAGCGUGUCCGCGGACGGCAAACUGAAGAUAGGCGUCAAAAAACGCGUCGAAAAUUGUACCGUACGAACCAAGAAGGGUGAUCUGGUGCACAUGCAUUAUACGGGAACUCUUGAAGAUGGAACCGAAUUCGAUAGCAGCAUUCCGCGUGGAAAUCCGCUUACCUUUACGCUCGGAAUGGGCCAGGUGAUUAAGGGAUGGGAUCAAGGACUGCUUGGGAUGUGCGAAGGUGAGAAACGGAAGCUUGUCAUCCCGCCAGAGCUGGGUUACGGAGAGCGUGGUGCCGGUGAGAAAAUUCCACCUAACUCCGUUCUCAUUUUUGAGGUAGAACUGGUGAAAAUCGAACGAAAAACAGAACUGUAAUUGUGCCAGACAGAGCAGAGAAUAUACGCAACUGAAUUCUCCUAAGUAAACAA
Anopheles funestus (African malaria mosquito) is the source of this 666-nucleotide messenger RNA. Its product is annotated as peptidyl-prolyl cis-trans isomerase FKBP2. Gene Ontology annotation, molecular function: peptidyl-prolyl cis-trans isomerase activity. Lineage: Eukaryota; Metazoa; Arthropoda; Insecta; Diptera; Culicidae. Bases 200 to 613 code for a protein of 137 amino acids. Gene Ontology annotation, biological process: protein peptidyl-prolyl isomerization. The transcript has 2 exons. The record is from RefSeq and is a predicted model, not a curated record.